GUGACAUACUCACAAGAAGUAACGCCACCGCCGCCCUGCUACGUAGCCAAGAGAGAGAAGAGAGUGAAAGGGAAGAGCUCUUUAUUGUCUUUAGAAAGCGGCCCAAGCCUGCGCGGACACGGAGCCUCGGGCGCAGUUGCGUUAGGCCUGGCACUGAAGUUAAGCCGUCGAUGCUUCCCUGAGUCUCCCCCUAAAUUGGGGGAAGAGCUCCGGUUAAAUAGUCGGAAGUUGAUAUACUGAUUCAGAGAUCCCGGCCUUUGCUUUGGCGGGAUCACCGCGCGAGCUGGCGCGCAGACGGAUCGCCCUCGGGGGCUCCCGCCCGAGUGGUGGUGUCACCACAAUACCCAUUUCGGGGGAAAUCAAUAUAAAUUUUUUUC
Messenger RNA from Nematocida parisii ERTm1, 377 nucleotides. RefSeq lists its product as uncharacterized. The transcript has a single exon. The annotation marks the transcript as partial. Lineage: Eukaryota; Fungi; Microsporidia. The record is from RefSeq and is a predicted model, not a curated record.